UUGCUGAAAUUAUAACUUAGGGAAAGAAAAACAAAAAAGAAGUUCACAUAUUUCUCAAUUGGAAAUUUUGCACUCCCACAUACUCAACCUUCAAUCAUUUCAUAGUUGAUACCUUAAAACAAAUUCUAGGGUCCUAAAAUGGGUUCAGAGGAUCCGCAACACCGUCAACUGCAUGGUUUCUUUUUUCCACUCAUGGCUUAUGGGCACAUGAUUCCAAUGUUUGACAUUGCAAGAAUAUUUGCUUCCCGAGGUGUUAAGGCUACCAUAAUCACUACUCCAGCGAACGCUUCCACCUUCUCAAGUGCUACAGCAAGAGAUAGAUUAUUAAGUCUCGAUAUAAAUAUUCAAAUACUUCAAUUUCCUACGGAAGAAGCUGGUUUGCCCGAAGGCUGCGAAAAUAUGAAUGACUUGGAUGGACUUGAUACGAUUCACGCGUUCUUCAAGGCUCUCAACAUGCUCCAACAACCAUUGGAGCGGCUCUUCGAAGAUUACCAACCAGAUUUCCUUGUCGCUGAUUUUACAUUACAUUGGGCAACUGAGAGCGCGGCCAAAUUUGGCAUCCCUCGCUUUGUCUUUCAUGGAACAAAUGUAUUUUGGCAGUGCGUUGAGCAUAGCCUAGAGUGCCAUAAGCCAUUUGAAGAUAUCGCGUCUGAUACAGCAACCUUUGUGGUGCCAGGUCUUCCUGACAAGAUUGAGAUGACUAAGUCACAAGUGCCUGAUCAUUAUAAGGUUGACACCCCGUUCAUUGAAAUGGUUGAAAAAAUAAAAGAUUCAGAAGCUAAGAGCUAUGGAGUGUUAGUAAACAGCUUUUAUGAGUUGGAGCCAGGUUAUGCCGAUUAUUACAGGAACGUUAUGGGAAGAAGAGCAUGGCAAAUAGGCCCGGUGUCGCUUCGAAAUAAGAACACCAUAGAUAAAACUCAACGAGGAAAGGAAUCCGCCAUCGAUGAACAUUAUGUUUUGAACUGGCUUGACUCCAAGGAACCCAAUUCAGUUCUUUACAUUUGUUUCGGGAGCACUUCUAGAAUGAAUAAUGCACAAUUGUCAGAAAUUGUAAUGGCUCUUGAAGAUCAAAACUUCUCAUUUGUUUGGGUUAUAAGAACAACUCAGAACAGUGACGAAAAGAGCUUUUUACCCGAAUGUUUCGAAGAGAAUAUGAAAGGAAAAGGUCUGAUUAUUAGGGAAUGGGCACCACAAGUACUUAUCCUUGGUCAUCCAUCCAUCGGGGGGUUCAUGACUCAUUGCGGCUGGAACUCUACACUUGAAGGUGUGACUGCAGGGGUUCCCAUGAUCACAUGGCCUCUGUUUGCAGAGCAAUUACACAAUGAGAAUCUUGUUACUCAGGUGCUGAAGACCGGGAUUCGAGUUGGCACGCAGAAAUGGAACCAAUGGUUCGAAACAGAAGAUGUAUCCACAAAGAAGGAUGAGAUAGAGAAGGCAAUCAAUCGGCUGAUGGGUGAUGGAGAAGAAGCAAAGGAAAUGAGAAGUAAAGCCAAAGAACUAGGUGAAUUGGCUAGGAAAGCUAUAGAAGAAGGUGGGUCGUCUAACGCCGAAUUUACUUCUUUACUGGAAGAGCUGAGACUCUAUAAAAAACCAACAAUAUAAAAGUACAGAUCAUUUAAGAUGAUAUUGAUGUAACAUAACUAUGGUUUUCCAGCAUAAUAUACCAAGUGUAUCUACAACUAUUUGAACUUCAUGUAAGCUUUUUCUUCUCAUGGUUUAUCAUUCAUGAUGGUGGAUUUCACAUAUGACAAUGGUUUGU
Papaver somniferum (opium poppy) is the source of this 1759-nucleotide messenger RNA. Its product is annotated as scopoletin glucosyltransferase-like. The record is from RefSeq and is a predicted model, not a curated record. Bases 139 to 1602 code for a protein of 487 amino acids. Gene Ontology annotation, molecular function: UDP-glycosyltransferase activity. Lineage: Eukaryota; Viridiplantae; Streptophyta; Magnoliopsida; Ranunculales; Papaveraceae. The transcript has a single exon.